AUGACAUUGGCAAGAACCUGGCCAAAGUCUUCACCGCGUCGUCAAAGAGCCCUAAUAGCCUCAAUCACUCUCAUUGUUCUGUCUUUUCUUUUCUUUGCCAACAACGCCAUACAAACCUUUCCUGCGGUGACCAUUUCGUUGGAGAAUGCGCAUGAUCCCCUUGUCCUCGAGGAUGCCACGCCGCCUGCGGCUGCUGACUCCCGUAAUGCAUCGCGCAUACUGCUCGUAUCAGCCAUGUUCCCGCUACCGAAAUCAAAGCACUCGCACGAAGAAUACGAAUAUUGGCUCACCCAGUUCCUUCAGCGUAUCACGACCGAUGUCUACUUCUUCACCACGCCCGAUUUUGCACCUGUCGUCCGUCGAUCCCGCCCGGAUGGCUUGACUAUCACAAUCGAUACCUCAUACGCAUCGCCAUUCGAUGUUUCACCUCUGAAGGGCUUGGAAGAUGACUAUGCCAAGAUGCACAAUCAAGACCGGGAGAAAAAAAUUCACUCGCCGGCGUUGUACGCCGUGUGGAAUGCCAAACCGUUUUUGUUGAACGCCGCUGUUAAGAUUCUGGCUGGUAAAGGGCGAGUAUAUGAUUAUGCAUUUUGGAAUGAUGCUGGCAGUUUCAGGCGCGAACACAGGUAUCAAAAUUGGCCAGAUGUCAGGAGGGUAGAGCAGAUAUGGCACAAAGGUUCGGAAAUCACUGGGACGAAUGCCAACGAUCUUCUCUUCUUUCCGCUGACCGGUUUACCCGCAACAAGGAUGAGUAGGUGGAAGGAAGAUAUGGGACCCAUCGACAAUGAAGUCAGCGAAGGGUCUUUCUUCGGAGGAUCUCCACAAGCCAUCUCAUGGUGGUCCCGCACCUACUACGCCUAUCAUAACCAUUAUCUGUCUCUCGGGAAAUUCGUAGGCAAAGACCAGACUCUCAUCAACGCCCUUUUCCUCCUCUUUCCUUCGCGCAUUAUCACAGUCUGGUAUCGUGACCCCCUCUCCGCCGCUCAUGCCGGCGUCAUUCCUUUCUUUGACGAGGGCUUCCUUGGCGCGUGCAGCUCCGAGUGGUGGUACUACCAGUUCUGGCUGGCAGAUCGCUCUGCUCGCGAGCAAAUGCGGGAUAUAUGGGUUAGUUGGAGUAAAUGGGCUGGAUGGGAGUGGUAUAAAGAGCGUCAGAGAUGUAGGCUGACUGGUGUUGAGUCUAUGCAAGAUCUCCUGGAGAGACAGUUUGGGAAAACUUGGGUCUCGCCGAGUAAAGCGGUCGUGGUUGCAAAUGCAGAUUAA
This is a messenger RNA of Psilocybe cubensis, 1260 nucleotides long. RefSeq lists its product as uncharacterized. The record is from RefSeq and is a predicted model, not a curated record. NCBI's taxonomy places the organism in Eukaryota, Fungi, Basidiomycota, Agaricomycetes, Agaricales, Agrocybaceae. The transcript is spliced from 2 exons. The coding region runs from base 1 to 1260 and encodes 419 amino acids.